AUGUCUCUCCAGGCCUUGAUUGAAGAAAAACUGACGACGGAGUUGACGCCGUCGCACAUUGAGGUUAUCAAUGAGUCGGGUAAUCACGGUGCUCCUUUGGGGGCAGAGUCGCACUUCAAGGUCAUCGUCGUCUCUACCAAGUUCGAAGGCAAGCCUCUUUUAGCAAGGCAUCGGAUGGUCAACGCCGCCCUCAAGGAGGAACUGGUUGAAGAUAUUCACGCCUUGUCGAUGACAACGAGGACCCCAGCUCAGUGGGCUGCUGAGGGCGGGGACAAGGUCGAACCUACUCCACCCUGCGCGGGGGGCUCAACGUCAAGAUGACAAAAAGUCGGAGAACCCAUGAAGGAGGGGAGAGGGGGGCGACCUGCUGCGAAUGGGCCCUGGGCAGUAGCCUGUGCAGGACAGCCGGCAUGUUCUUGGAUUUGUUGGUGGCGCGUUCCACAAAAUUGGCAAUCACAAGAAGUGGUCUCAGAACGUUUAGGUGCGGUGAACGGAGAACGAACAAGAGGACUCGGGGAGCUGCUUGACAAUGAUCGGCCACCCACUAUCUUCUUUUCAUCGGAAAGCCGUUGCAGUUUGCGUGGGCUAGGACGUGCAGCUACCGUGGACCUUCUACCGCACUCGUUGAGGGCCCUUCCCGAACUGCGGCAAGCAUCUCGCCCAAAGAAUUCGAUUUAUCCGAGCAGAUGUUGCCAUGUUUGAGGGGCUUCUCCCCGGCCAUUGUUCAGUCUUCGGAAUGCAUAUCUGCUCAUCAAGCCGGUUGCCACGCUUGCUGCCGCGUGUGAUCACUGGCUUGUAGGUCGGCCAUCGCCCUCGCUAACUUUCAGAGGGGGUACUGCAGAAGGCAGGCUGAGCUGAUUUUUCGGGAGUGACGGCGUUGCCUGAAUCUGUACAUCUCAAGUGUUGAUACGGCCUGAGAUCACCGUGUAUUCGUGCUUUUUCGUUUUCCUAGGACGUUGACAGACG
Molecule: messenger RNA, 966 nt
Organism: Ectocarpus siliculosus
Lineage: Eukaryota; Phaeophyceae; Ectocarpales; Ectocarpaceae
Source: the annotation of a GenBank genome assembly